Molecule: messenger RNA, 252 nt
Organism: Kalmanozyma brasiliensis GHG001
Lineage: Eukaryota; Fungi; Basidiomycota; Ustilaginomycetes; Ustilaginales
Product: Ribosomal protein L38e
Exons: 2
Coding region: 1-252 (83 amino acids)
Biological process (GO): translation; protein-RNA complex assembly
Cellular component (GO): cytosolic large ribosomal subunit; ribosome
Molecular function (GO): structural constituent of ribosome
Source: RefSeq, a predicted model, not a curated record
AUGCCUCAGCAAAUCACCGACAUCAAGAAAUUCCUCGAGAUUGCUCGUAGAAAGGACGCCUCGGCGGCCCGCGUCAAGAGCACCACGCGUGCCGAUGGCAAGCAGGUGACCAAGUUCAAGAUCCGAUGCUCGCGCUUCCUCUACACGCUCUCGGUCGACGACAAGCAGAAGGCGGAGAAGCUCAAGCAGUCGCUGCCUCCUGGACUCAACGUUGUUGAGAUCGGCAAGCCCGUUGCCAAGGGCCGCAAGUAA